CCUUAAUGUCGCUCGGUUCCCAAUGCUGGUUGUUUGUGGAAUAUGGCCGCCCUCGUACUAGCGAUGUCUCGAACGGGAAACAACACAAGGAACCCUAUCGGGGUUUGAUAGCUGACUGGGAAUUAACGUAAAUGCCGGGGCAUUCCCUUUUCUAACCAGGUUUCUGAGCGGAUGGGCAUAGGUAGGGUUGUCAAGGGACACACGACACGAAAACGACAUCGGUUAGUUAGCUUGCGGGAGACAAGUAAGAGAUAGCCAAGUUAGCUGCUAGCUAGUUUUUUUCCCCAGUCUAUGUAGUCAACACAGCGGUCACUGCCGGUGAGGCAAGCCCGGACUCGGAGCGAACCUGACAAGUGUGGGUUUGAAGGGGGUGGGAACGCAGACUUUACUGUUGUGGACUGGAGCUUGUGACUCUUACCGCCAGAUGAUAACAUGAGUGGACCUGGCCAGGAUAGCGAGCCAGAGGCAAAAGUCCUUCUCAUCAAGCGGCUAUACAGGGCUGUGGUUGAGUCGGUUCACAAGCUGGAUGUCAUCAUUGGUAGCAAGUCGUCUUACAGGGAGGUCUUCAAGCCUGAAAAUAUCAGCCUUCGCAACAAGUUGAGGGAGCUGUGUGUGAAGCUGAUGUUUCUCCACCCUGUGGAUUACGGUCGCAAAGCUGAGGAGCUUCUGUGGAGGAAGGUCUACUAUGAGGUCAUCCAGGUCAUCAAGACCAACAAGAAGCACAUCCACAGUCGCAGUGCCCUGGAGUGUGCCUAUAGGACGCACCUGAUAGCAGGUGUGGGCUUCUACCAGCAUUUACUGCUCUACAUUCAGUCCCACUACCAACUGGAGAUGCAGGACUGCAUCGACUGGACCCAUGUCACUGAUCCCCUGAUCGGUCGGAAGAAGCCAGUCUCAGCUACCCCUAAGGAGAUGGAGUGGGCCCAAAUGGCUUGCCAUCGCUGCCUUGUGUACUUGGGAGAUCUAGCCCGCUACCAGAAUGAGUUGGCCGGGGUGGAGGCUGAGCAGUUGGCAGAGCGUUUCUACCAUCAGGCCCUGUCUGUCACACCACAUGUAGGAAUGCCUUUUAAUCAGUUGGGUACGUUAGCAGGAAGUAAAUUCUACAAUGUGGAGGCCACCUAUUACUACCUACGCUGCAUACAGUCGGAGACUCCAUUCGAGGGGGCCUAUGGAAACUUGAAGCGUCUGUUCGAUAAAGCUGCCAAGAUGUACCACCAGGUGAAGAAACAGGAGCUGAAGAAGCUCUCGCCCUCACGACAAAGAUCCAAAGACAUCAAGCGACUCCUGGUGAGCUUCAUGUACCUGCAGAGUCUUCUGCAGCCCAAGAACAGUCUGCUGGAGACGGAGCUGACUUCACUGUGCCAGUCUGUGCUGGAGGAUUUUAACCUGGUUCUGUUCUACCUUCCCUCGCCGCCCCACGGCCACGGAGCCUCUUCCCCCAGCGAGGAGGAGCAUGAGGAGCAUGACUCCGCCUGUGCCCUCCUCCCCGACGCACUGGUCUUUAAGAUGGUGGUCACCUGCCUCAUGGUGGUGCACAGCCUCAAGAGGGGAGGGUCCAAGCAGUACAGUGCAUCCAUAGCCUUCAUGCUGGCCCUGUUCUCCCACCUGGUGAACCACGUCAACAUCCGCUUGCAAGCUGAGCUGGAGGAGGGAGAGACCCAGGUGCCCCCGUUGCAGAUGGAUAACACAGACGACUCAGAGUCGAGAGACCUGUCUGGCUUAUUGACCUUGGAGGAGAGGCCCCUGCAAAACGGCUCCCUGGACCGGGUGGAUGAGAAGGAUGACGGGGGGCACCGUGGCCCUGGGGCCAAAAAAGCAGGCGUCGGCGAGCUGAAGGCGGAGGAGGAUAAACAGAAGCAGAAGAAGAAGUACGCCCGCCUGUCCAUGCUACGCCGCCGGCGCUGUGCCGCCCGCACUGAAGACGACAGCGACCUGAGCGAGGGCUUUGAGAGUGACGAAGAGGAGGAGGAGGACGACGAAGUGGUGCAGAGGGGUCGUGCCGACUCUGCAGGCGUGGCCUCUCGGACCCCGCUCCACCCCUCCGCACUAGUGAAGGAGACCAAGAGAGAGAGGGCACCCCCGACGGAGGAGGGGAUAUGGGGGAGCGGCUCAGAGGAAGACGAGGAGGGAGGCACGGCCUUCGAUGUGGAGACCGACUCGGACAUGAACAGCCAGGAGUCUCGCUCCGACCUGGAGGAUAUAGACGACUCUGAGAACACAGAAACACCUCCUCGAGGGGAGCAGCAGCUGGAGGAAUAUGACGAGGAACAGGCCAAUCCCAGGGAGGACAGGGACGGGGGCACCCCUCCGGCCACUAACGGUCCCCUCCAUCCCAACGACCCUAGUAUCAGCAGUAACCUCCAGGCCAUGUCGUCCCAGUUGUUCCAAGCCAAGCGCUGCUUCCGCCUGGCACCCACCUUCAGCAAUGUGCUGUUGCGCCCCCACAGCUCCUCUACUAUCCCCAUACCCACCGACCCAGAAGCCUCAUCAACCACCCACUCCGAGGAGACCCCUCCCCCCCCAGGAGAGAUGUCCUGUGACGCCAGGCCUAGCACUGCUAACGGAACCAAUGACAAUGAGGUGGAUUCCGAUUCAGAGAUCAGCGUGCACAGCAACCAAUCGGUACGAAGCGAGAAGACUCUUUCAGAGAGACUGGAGAUUCUCACCAAUCAGGGGCUCAUCCAGGUGGUAAAAGUGUUUGUGGACUGGCUUCGAACCAACACAGACAUUAUCGUCAUGUGUGCACAGAGUUCUCAGAGCCUGUGGAACCGCUUGUCUGUGCUACUCAACCUGCUACCUGAUGGGAGCAAGAUGCUGGAAGCAGAGCUGGGUCUUAAUGCGGAGGUGACUGAGAUGCUGAGUGGGUGUGAACAGCCCAGCCUGGUCCAGUCUCUGCUGCUCCCAGAGGACCUGGCCCUGCACCACCUACCGGCCCUGCACCUGGCCCACCGACGCCUCGACUACACCCGCCCCAGACCUGCCCUCAGCCCCAUACAGGAGUGUGUGGUGCGCGUCUGCUGCAUCCGCAGCUUUGGCCACUUCCUUACCAAGCUUCAAUGCAACGUGCUGCACUUUAACCCAGAGGCUGGUAUCUUCACCAGCAUCAGACAGUCAGAGGAGGACAACCUGGUGCAACAGGCCAAGGCCCAGUUCCGCAUGGCAGAGGAGGAAGCUCGGCGAAACCGCCUGAUGAGAGACAUGGCUCAGCUCCGUCUGCAGUUGGAGGUUUCUCAGCUAGAGGGCAGCCUUCAGCAGCAGCCCAAGGCCCAGUCAUCCAUGUCUCCAUACCUUGUCCCCGACUCUGCUGCCCUCUGCCAGCACCUGAACCUUCUCAGACAAUUGGCUAGCAGCGGCUGCUUCAUCAUCAUCAUCCCCCGCACAGUAAUUGAUGGCCUUGACCACCUGAAGAAGGAGAAUGCUGGAGCGAGAGAUGGCAUUCGCUUCCUGGAGUCUGAGUUUCGCAAAGGCAACCGGUACAUCCGUUGCCAGAAGGAGUCCGGGCGGAGUUUUGAAAGAGACAAACUGAAACGGCAGGACAUUGAAGCCUGGCAUCUGUAUAAGAUGGUGGACAGCUGUCGCCAGCUGACGGUCUCCCAGAGCAACGGAGAGGAAGACACGGCCGGCAUGGUCACUAUCCUCACCGGUCACUCAGUGGAGGAGUUGUGUUCCCGCUCCGCGCCCAUGAAGUCUGCUGUCCAGGCCGUGGCCACGGCGGGCAUGGAGCUGAAGAACAUGCUGGAGUUCUACCGUCAGUGGAAGGAGAUCGGCUGAGAGCAUUGAGGGGGCGACGGUCGGCAUGGCGGACAGCUGAUCACACACUCACUCCCUCUCUCCCACACUAUAUUGCUCUGUCUGUAUCUGCAUCUCCAAGGAAUAUCAACUCUAGGCAAGAAAGGAGGAAUGAGUGAAGGAAUGAGAUAAGGGUGGUGAAAGAAAGGCAGUUGGAGGGAAGAAAAUGGCGAGAAAACAUGGGCAAAUGGGGGGAGGAUAUAAACAGCAGAGCCCCCCAAACAUAAAGAAGUGAGCCCGGACGUUGGGGUGAGAGAAUUUACGUGGGGACGCUACACACUCAAAGUGCCCCUGGUUCACAUCCUAACCAGGCAUAUACUGUAAACGCGUACAUUACAUGUCGAGGGAGAACCACACACACAUUCUGAUAAAUCCAUUGGUAUAAAUAUAUAGAGCAGUGUUUGAAUUUUUUUGUGGGGGAGGGGGGGGGUCCAUUUCCUCCUCGUCUACCUCUGCUUGUGUUGAGGAGGAUGUACCCGGUCAGCUCUGUGGCUGGCUGGGUCUGGUUUGCUAUGGCAAGGGUGUGUGUGGGUAAACCCUGGAGAGAACACACCCCUGGUGAACAUCUGAAGCCCGCCUCGCCCUGAGCCUCUUGACACAGCAGAGUCCAGUAGCUCAUAGAGGUUACAAACUAGGGUUCAGGUUAACGGACAGACCCUUCUCCGGGAUUGUUUUCUUUCCUGUGUGGCUAAUCUUUAUUAUAAUUUUUUUAUUUUAUUUUUUUUGCGGUGUACUUUUAGUGUUUAAUUUGGAUUUUAUUUUUGUACCCAAAUGUACUUUAGAGUUUUUGUAAGAUGUGCUGAAUACACACAGGAAUAAAAUACAGGGGGGAGGGAUCGGGUUAUUGUUGUCUCUGUAAAACCAGUCUGAGAAUUCACCGUUCCAUGACUUUGUGUUGUGGAACAGGUUUUGGAGGUUGUAGACUGGGGUGGCUCAGCUUUGCUGUUGCUAGUUGUUGAAGAGUGAAGGGCCAGCAACUGCCCCAACACUGUGGUGUAGAGUGAAUGGGCAAGGUUUUUGUGUUUUGACCUUUGUGAACUCCCGAUAUAUCCCAUCUACCAUCAUCACUACUUCCAUAGUAACUGUCCCAUCGCGCACAGUGCAAAAGAACUCAGUAUAUGUGUGUGGCCACGCAUUGAACAAUAAAUUUAACUCCUUUAAGAUU
Messenger RNA from Esox lucius (northern pike), 4954 nucleotides. It is a transcript of the gene smg5, whose product is annotated as SMG5 nonsense mediated mRNA decay factor. Gene Ontology annotation, cellular component: telomerase holoenzyme complex. The record is from RefSeq and is a predicted model, not a curated record. Gene Ontology annotation, biological process: nuclear-transcribed mRNA catabolic process, nonsense-mediated decay. Lineage: Eukaryota; Metazoa; Chordata; Actinopteri; Esociformes; Esocidae. Gene Ontology annotation, molecular function: telomeric repeat DNA binding; protein binding; telomerase RNA binding. The transcript has 22 exons. The coding region runs from base 433 to 3771 and encodes 1112 amino acids.